Molecule: messenger RNA, 1609 nt
Organism: Orycteropus afer afer
Lineage: Eukaryota; Metazoa; Chordata; Mammalia; Tubulidentata; Orycteropodidae
Source: RefSeq, a predicted model, not a curated record
AUGGAGGAUGUGGCUGUGGUCUUUACCCAGGAAGAGUGGGCUUUGCUGGAUUUUGCUCAGAGGAAACUCUUCAGAGAUGUCAUGAUGGAAACCUGGACAAACCUGGCCUUUGUGGAUUUUAGUCAUGCACCAUUUCUCACUGUCCAUGUAAUUACUCACAGAGGAGAGAGGCCCUGUGAAAGUAAGCAAUGUGGGAAAGCCUUUAGUUGUUUCUCAUCCCUUACUAAACAUAGAAGAACUCACAGUGAGGAGAAGUCUUAUGAAUGUAAGGACUGUGGGAAAGCCUAUAGGCAUGCCUCAUCCCUCACUACACAUAUGCGGUCUCACAGUGGAGAGAGGCCAUAUAUAUGUAAGGAAUGUGGGAAAGCCUUUAUGCAUGCCUCAUCCCUCCCUACACAUAUGCAGUCUCACGGCGGAGAGAGGCCAUAUAUAUGUAAGGAAUGUGGGAAAGCCUUUAGGCAUGCCUCAUCCCUCACUGCACAUAUGCGGUCUCACAGUGGAGACAAGCCAUAUAUAUGUAAGGAAUGUGGGAAAGCCUUUAUGCAUACCUCAUCCCUCACUAAACAUAUGCGGUCUCACAGUGGAGAGAGGCCAUAUAUAUGUAAGGAAUGUGGGAAAGCCUUUAUGCAUGCCUCAUCCCUCACUACACAUAUGCGGUCUCACAGCGGAGAGAGGCCAUAUAUAUGUAAGGAAUGUGGGAAAGCCUUUAGUUAUUCAUCAUCCCUUAUUGUACAUAGAAGAAUUCACAGUGGAGAGAGGCCUUACGUAUGUAAGGAAUGUGGGAAAGCCUUUAGUCGUUCGUCAUACCUUAUUGUACAUAGAAGAACUCACAGUGGAGAGAGGCCUUAUGUAUGUAAGGAAUGUGGAAAACCCUUUAGUUGUUCAUCAUCCCUUACUAUACAUAGAAGAAUUCACAGUGGAGAGAGUCCUUAUGAAUGUAAGGAAUAUGGGAAAGCCUUUAGUUGUUCUUCAUCCCCUAGUGAACACAGAGGAACUCACAGUGGGGAGAAACCGUAUGAAUGCAAGAAAUGUGGGAAAGGUUUUAGUUGUAACUCAGAUCUCACUAGACAUACGCAAAGUCACAAUAGGGUAAGGCCUUAUGAAUGUAAAGAAUGUGGGAAAGGUUUUAGUCUAGGCUCACGUCUCCGUAGACAUAUGCGAAGUCACAGUGGGGAGAGACUUUAUGAAUGUAAGGAAUGUGGGAAAGGUUUUAGUCGUGCCUCAUUUCUCACUGUCCAUGUAAGAAAUCACACAGGAGAGAGGCCCUAUGAAUGUAAGCAAUGUGGGAAAGCCUUUAGUUGUUUAUCAUUCCUUACUCAACAUAGAAGAACUCACAAUGGGGAGGGGCCUUUUGAAUGUAAGGAAUGUGGAAAAGCCUUUAGGCAUGCCUCAUCCCUCACUACACAUAUGCGGACACACAGUGGAGAGAGGCCCUAUAUAUGUAAGGAAUGUGGGAAAUCCUUUAUUCGAUCAUCAAGCCUUACUAUACAUAGAAGAAUUCACAGUGGAGAGAGACCUCAUGUAUGUAAGGAAUGUGGGAAAGCUUUUAAACAAGUUUCAAACCUCAGUAGACAUGGAAGGCUUCACACUGUACAGAGGCCUUCUGAAU